GGAAACCCUUCACCGCAAUUCAGAUGGCUGAAAGACAAAGAAUAUAUAACGGAACUAUCAACGGAUCCCUUUUACAAAAUUUUCUCGGCAAAACUGGAAGAUGGCGGAAGUUAUCGAUGUAUAGCAGCGAACAAAAUCGGAUCGAUUUUAAGCGAAGAAAUCAAAAUCGUUGUAGCAUAUAUGGGUGUUUUCGAAGAUCAAAGCGAGAGAUCGAUGUCGGUGAAGGAAGGAAGCGCCGCCAUAUUGGAUCUGCCGGAGAUCGAGUCCAUCCCCUCUCCGGACGUCACGUGGCAGACCGACGAGAGCAUCACCCCGUAUGGUCCGAAAUACGCGUAUUCGAAACACAAUCAGCUGAUCAUUUUGUCAACGGAACCGUCGGAUGAGAAAGCAUACAGAGCACGAGCAAUCAACUCACAAGAAGGCAAAGAAGAGAACAGCGCCUACAUUAGACUGUCCAUCGAAAAAUCAGACGAUGACAAAGAAACCGCUCCCGAAAUCAUAAUUGGCCCUGAGGAUGUCCGAGUCGUCAAGGGUACUCCGCAAACCACCUUGGAUUGCAUCGCCAACGCCAGACCGCUUUACGAACUAGAAACACUAUGGUACAAGGACGGCAUACCGAUCGACAGCACGGGCAUCCAGUUCUCCUUCAACGACAUCUGGAACAGGAGCCUCAUAUUGGCGUCGGUCAACACCACAUACAGCGGGCAGUACGAGUGCCGCGUUAACCUGCGUUCGGGCGGCUUCCCCACCGCCAAGGCGUACGCCCAGGUUGAGGUGCUGGAGCGGCCGAGAUUCAUCACGAAUUCGAGGCCGGAGACGCUCGGCGACUACUCGGCUUCCGUCGGCCUGCCGUGCGACGUGCUCGGCAUACCGAAGCCGAAUAUCACGUGGUAUAAGAAUUCCGAGGAGAUUGAUCUCGGUGACAAGAGGUAUUUGUUAGAGGAGGACAAUUCUUUAGUUAUAAAGAAGUUGCUGAUAAGUGACAAUGGAAUGUAUCAAUGUUUUGCGAGGAAUGAAGCAGGAGAAAGUUCAUUAUCUACUUGGUUAAAAGUAAAAACUGCACAACCUGUUAUGGAAUAUGGUCCUUCAAACAUAACAGUACUAGAUGGAAAAGAUGCAACAUUAGCGUGUAGAGCAGUUGGUGCUCCGGUUCCGAAUACAACAUGGGUUCAUAAUGGAGAGCAAGAGGUCGAGACUUCGAGUCGCGUUCAGAUCUUAGAAAGUGGAGAUCUCCUCAUAGCAGCCGUCAAAGAGUCUGACGCGGGACAGUAUACGUGCAUAAGAGCCAAUGAAGCAGGAGAAGUGCGCGGGUCUGCACAUCUGCUAGUAUUGGUCCGAACACAGAUCAUCCAACCACCUGUAAACACCACAGUGCUUUUGGGCCAAACAGCAACUUUACAAUGCAAAAUCUCAUCAGAUCCAGCAGUUCCCUAUCAGUUAGACUGGUAUCUAGACAAACAAAUGAUAAAUCCCAGAGGCACCCAACGUAUCCGAAUCCUGUCAGAUGGCACUCUCGAAAUCGAAGCUGUCAGAGCUACAGACGUGGGUCACUACACUUGUACUGUCCAAUCUCCAGGUGGCAACGAUACCAGAUCAGCUAAACUUACAGUCAUCGAAUUGCCAUUUUCACCAACUAAUGUAAAAGCAGUGAGGCUAGAUACUGGUAUGCAGAGAGCCGUCAAUGUCAGCUGGACACCUGGAUUCAAUGGAAAUAGUCUAAUCAAGAAGUACAUUGUACAAAAGAGAGAGGUUCCUGAAUUGGGCCCUAUUCCAGAUCCGCUGCUCAAUUGGGUAACCGAAUUGAGCAACGUAUCCAUAGAUCAACGAUGGAUUUUGUUGACUAACCUAAAAGCUGCCGCCGCUUACCAGUUCCGAGUAAGCGCCGUGAAUAGUGUGGGUGAGGGGCCCCCUUCUGAUCCUAGUAACUUGGUUAUGUUGCCCCAAGAAGCUCCUUCUGGCCCACCUGUGGGUUUUGUUGGAUCUGCAAGAAGCUCUUCAGAAAUCAUCACUCAGUGGCAGCCACCCUUGGAAGAACACAGAAACGGCCAAAUUUUAGGCUACAUUAUCAGAUAUCGACUCUAUGGAUACAAUGACAGCCCAUGGACAAUCAGAAAUAUCACAAACGAGGCACAACGGAAUUACCUUAUUACUGAUCUUAUAACGUGGAAGGAUUAUAUUGUUCAAAUUGCAGCAUACAACAACAAAGGUGUCGGUAUAUUUACAGACGGUGCCAAAAUCAAAACCAAGGAAGGUGUUCCUGAAGCUCCGCCUAUCAUAACCGAGGUCGCAGCAUUGAACAGCACCUCGGUUCAGAUCUGGUGGGUGCCGCCCGAUCCGCAGAAGAUCAACGGCAUCAACCAGGGCUACAAGAUCCAGGCGUGGCAGUGGCUGCCCAGCCGAGGCCACGUCGAGGCCAGCGUGAUGACGGUGCACCCGAACCUGCUCGAUCCCUACGCGAAGCAGAGCGCCGUGAUGACGCACCUGAGGAAGUACGCGGAGUACAACUUGACGGUGGUGUGUUUCACCGAUCCGGGUGAUGGGGUGGUGAGCGAGUAUCGAUAUGUGAAGACGAAGGAGGACGUUCCUGAUGAAGUUUCUAACCUACAAUUCGACGAAAUCAGCGACAGAGCUGUCAAAGUUCUUUGGCAACCACCAAAACAGAUCAACGGCAUACUAACUCGAUAUCAGUUGACCUACAUGAUCAAAGAUAAACAGUCCACGUUGAAAGUGAAAAACUUCACUGCGACCACUCUCAGUACCAAAAUAACUGAACUACAGGCGACAACACACUAUAGGUUCGAAGUGACCGCUUUCACGGCCGUGGGCCCCGGCCCGCCCAAGAUCGCCAUCAUUCAGUCGGGCGUGGAGCCCGUCUUGCCGCACCCGCCCUCCAAGCUCGCAUUGUCCAACAUCGAGGCGUUCAGCGUCGUGCUGCAGUUCACGCCCGGCUUCGACGGGAAUUCGUCCAUCACCCGGUGGACGGUGGAGGCGCAGACGGCGCGCAACGCCACCUGGUUCGCAGUGUACGAGAUCAACGAUCCGGAUGCUACUACGAUCGCUGUUACCGGGCUGGUGCCAUUCACGGUGUACCGGCUGCGGCUGAUCGCCAACAACGUGGUGGGGGCAUCGAGACCGUCCGAGGCCACUAAGGAGUUCCAGACCAUUCAGGCGCCUCCUGCGCAUCCGCCGCGGAACAUGACGGUCAGAGCGAUGGGAGCGACCGAGCUGAGGGUCAGGUGGAUCCCGUUGCAACAAAUCGAGUGGUUCGGAAAUCCAAGAGGUUACAACAUAACCUACAUAGAGAUCCGUACAGGAUAUGCACACAGCUCUACCAUCGAAGACCACACUGCGAACUCUCACGUCAUCAUCGGUUUAGAAGAAUUUGCUCUGUACGAGAUCAAGAUGCGAGCCUGUAACGAUGUGGGAUGUUCUUCUCCAGGACCUACAGCACUAGAAAGAACUAGAGAAUCCGUGCCAUCGUUUGGACCAAUGAAUGUAGAAGCAAACUCGACUUCUUCAACUACUAUCGUCGUAAAAUGGGGAGACGUACCUAAGGAACAUCAAAACGGGUUGAUAGAAGGUUUCAAAGUAUUUUAUGCAGCCGAAUCGAAGUCUCCAACUCGGUACAAGCAAAUUUCCAGCAAUUCUACAUUCACUACCACUUUGACGGAACUAAGAAAAUUCGUGACUUAUCACAUUCAAGUUUUGGCUUAUACUAGGUUAGGAGACGGAGAACCUAGCAAACCUGCUGUCAGUGUCAGAACUCAUGAAGAUGUCCCCGGCGCCCCUUCCAACGUCUCGUUCCCCGACGUCUCCUUCACCUCAGCGCGCAUCAUCUGGGACGUGCCCGAGGAGCCCAACGGCGAGAUCCUCGCCUACAAGGUCACCUACCACGUCAACUCCGCCAAAACGAACAACAAGAGCGCCAAGGAGUUCCCGCCGUCGGACAGGACGUUCCGCUUCACCGGGCUGGAGCCCGAGAAGGACUACUCGUUCUCGGUGACGGCGCAGACGCGGCUGGGGUGGGGCAAGACGGCGCACGCGCUCGUAUUCACGACGAAUAAUCGGGAGAUACCGCAGCCGCCGUCGAUGCCGCAGAUCAGUCGGAGUCAGUUGCAGAGCGAGCAGAUCACGUUCAGCUGGACGCCGGGCAGGGACGGCUUCGCCCCGCUGCGCUACUACACCGUGCAGAAGACGGAGAACGGCGGGCCGUGGCAGUCGCUGGCCGAGCACGUCGAUCCUCAGCUGACCUCCUACACGGUGUCCGAGCUGAAGCCGUUCACGCUGUACCGGUUCCGGAUACAGGCGACCAAUGAUAUCGGGCCGAGUCGGUUCAGUCCGGAGUCCGUCGAGGUCAGGACGUACCCUGCGGCGCCCAGCAAGGGCGUGACCGGGCUGAAAGCGGUGCCCAUCACGACGACGAGCGUCGAGGUGCUGUGGGAGCCGGCGGAGGAGCAGUUCUGGAGCGGCGACACGAAGAGCGGCGGAUACAGGGUGGUGUUCCAGCCCGUGUCCGACUUUCCCACCGCCCUGCAGGCCACCCCGAACGAGGAGGUCAUGGGAAUAAAUGCUAGUAAGAUCGUGCUGACCGACUUGCUGCAGGACAGGAACUACGAGAUCGUGGUGGUGGCUUUCAACGCGCAGGGCGAGGGCCCCGCCAGCCCCCCCAUCACCGUGUACGUGGGGGAGGCGGUGCCCACGGGGGAGCCGCGCGGCCUGCAAGGCGAACCGGUGUCUUCGACCGAGGUGCGGCUGAGAUGGAAAGCGCCGCAGCAGCGGAUGCAGAACGGGGAGCUGUUGGGCUACAAGAUUUUCUACCUGGUCCUCAACUCCCCGCAAGACCUCGAGGACGGCAAAAAGUGGGAGGAGGAAAUCGAAGUCGUCCCUGCCUCCACCACCUCGCACAGCCUCGUCUUCCUCGACAAGUACACCGAGUACAGAAUCGAAAUCCUGGCGUUCAAUCCGGCCGGGGACGGGCCGCGAUCGCAGAGCAUCCGGGUGAAGACGCUGCAGGGGCUGCCGAGCGCCCCGGCGAAUUUGCGGUUCAACGACAUCACGAUGAACAGUCUGGUGGUGGCGUGGGACCCGCCGAAGAAGCGGAACGGGGAUAUUCUGAGUUAUAUCGUCACGUAUGAGACCACGGAGGAGAAUGAGCGUUUCAGCAAGCAAGUGAAACAAAAAGUGACAGCUACAUUCCUGCAAAUCCAAAGCUUGGAAGAAGAGAUCACCUACACUUUUCGAGUCAAGGCCCAAACAAUAGACUUCGGUCCCGCCGUUUCCAGCAAUGUUACGACAGGCCCUCAAGAAGGAUCACCUGGGACGCCCAAGGAACUGAGCUUGGUCAAGACUUUGUCCAGCAUCGAACUCAGGUGGUUCAACGGACCUACUGGCAAAGGACCUAUCCUUGGGUAUUACAUCGAAUCUAGAAGAAAAGAUGACACAAGAUGGCAAACUGUCACCAAAACGAUCAACGGACCGCUACAAGAGUUCACCGUUCUCUACCAGAGUCUGUUGCCCUCUACAGCUUACAAAUUUCGUGUCAUCCCCUACAACAAGUUUGGCAUAAGUUACCCCGCUUAUUCCGAUGAGUCUGUUCUGACCCCAUCGAAACUUUACAUGGAAUAUGGAUAUUUACAGCACACACCGUUCUAUAGGCAGACAUGGUUCAUGGUAGCGCUAGCGGCAAUAUCGAUAAUCAUCAUCAUCAUGGUUAUUGCUAUUUUGUGUGUCAAGAGCAAAAGUUACAAAUACAAACAAGAGGCCCAGAAAACCCUCGAAGAAUCCAUGGCGAUGUCGAUGGCCGACCACCACGAUCUCGCCACUUCCGACUUCUACCACCGGCCGCGCAACGGCGCCCCCCCCUCCUCCGCGGGCACGUUGGGCAAGAAGCGGUCGGGCGGGCACCAGCACGCCCCGCCGCCCGCCUCUGCGGCCGCCCACGGGGGCAAGUCGCCGCCCCGGCCGUCACCCGCCUCGGUGCCGUACAAUUCGGACGAGGAGAGCCUCAAGGGGUACGACGACCAGCCGGACGACAGCAGCGUGACGGAGAAGCCGUCGGAGAUGAGCUCGUCAGAGUCGCAGGGCUCCGAGAGCGAGAACGAGAGCGUCCGCUCGGACCCGCACUCGUUCGUCAACCACUACGCCAACGUGAACGACACGCUGCGCCAGUCCUGGAAGAAGCAGAAGCCCGUCCGCAACUACUCGAGCUACACGGACUCGGAGCCGGAGGGCAGCGCCGUGGUGAGCCUCAACGGCGGGCAGAUCAUCAUGAACAAUAUGGCGCGAUCGCGGGCCCCCCUGCCCGGGUUCUCAUCGUUCGUGUAG
Molecule: messenger RNA, 6324 nt
Organism: Phaedon cochleariae (mustard beetle)
Lineage: Eukaryota; Metazoa; Arthropoda; Insecta; Coleoptera; Chrysomelidae
Source: the annotation of a GenBank genome assembly